This is a messenger RNA of Tetrahymena thermophila SB210, 597 nucleotides long. RefSeq lists its product as hypothetical. Lineage: Eukaryota; Ciliophora; Oligohymenophorea; Hymenostomatida; Tetrahymenidae. The record is from RefSeq and is a predicted model, not a curated record. The transcript has a single exon.
AUGAGUAAACUUUUGUUUAGCAUUUUUGUCUUUUUUUAGUUAGCAAGCAAAGUGCUUGCAGACGUAGAUAUUAAAAUUUACAAUCUUAAAUACAGAAUAUCUGUUUAAGGUUGGCUUACUGAGUUCUAACCUUAGCAGGAUGGAUUUGAUGUAUGCCUUUAACUAGAGGGAGCAUGUUGUUUUUUUUAUAACUAAACAAUUACACCAACAUUAACAACUUUUAAGGGGUAAAAAGCUAUCCAAUUUUAGGGAAAAGCUUAAGGAUAUUCACCUUAAAAUUGCUAUAAUAACCAACUAACUAUCUUAGUUAUCGGAUCGAAUGGGGACUAAGAUCUUACUAGCACAGUUGGAUAAUACACCUAUGUUUCAGACAUAAAUAGUUCUACUGGAUAAUUGUAUGAAGGUGCUAAAUUUUAGUUUGUGCUUGAUAUAGAUGAUCAGCAAAGUCUUUAUGUGAUUAAGCUACCUUGUCUUUCCAACACUUACGGGGAUAAUAGCUCAUAUAAUUAGCUGCAAGUAUUGUUGCCAUCUACAACACUAUCACAAAUCAAAUAAGUGUCACUAAUAGCUCUAUUAAUAGUCUUUUCAAUACUUUGA